AAAUAAAAAAAAAAAAGUCCAUUCCUGACGAGCGGUACAUUUAAAAGAAUUUAAGAAUGCCCUUCUCUGCUUACUCAUGCUCUUCCUUGACGAUUUUGGGCCAAUUUAAAACCCUGCUAUCAUUUUGAUUUUAUGUUUACAGUUGUUGAUCUGUUUGUUAUCCAGCUAUGGUGUCUCAAAUUGAAUUGGAAAGUUCCGAUUCUCUUCUUAAGUUUAUCCGCGACAACGCACUUUUGGUUUCUCCAGAAGAACAACUGAGGAGAAGGAAUCUCAUUGACAAGCUUAAACAGAUACUGAUGACUUGGAUUAGAAGAGUUGCUUAUCAACGUAGGCUGCCACAAAAUCAGAUUAAAGAUGCUUCAGCAACUCUACUAGUAUAUGGACCGUAUGGCCUUGAUGUUUAUGCUGCGGACUCCAACAUUGAUGCUGUUUGUGUUGUCCCUUGUUUUGCUUCUCUGGCAGAGGAUUUUUUCAUAGUUUUGUACAACAUGCUUGCAGGGAGACCCGAGGUGUCUGGUAUCCACUGUGUCAAGGAAGCCAAGGUUCCGUUGAUGCAGUUUACAUUUGAUGGAAUCUUAAUCGACAUGGCUUUUGCUAAACUUCAAGUUACAGCUGUUCCUGAGAACGUGGAUAUAUCCAACCCCUCGUUCAUAAAGGAUAUUGAUGAAAAUAGCUGGGCGAGUCUUUCUGGAGUACGAGUAAAGAAUAGGAUCCUGCAGACUGUUCCAGAUGUGAAGAUAUUCCAGGAACUAUUACAAUGUGUCAAGUCAUGGGCCAAGAGAAGAGGGGUGUAUAGUGAUUUAUUUGGGCUGUUUGGAGGAAUUGAGUUGGCUGUUUUAGCUGCUUUUGUUUGUAUGAAAAACCCAAGUGACAGUUUGGUCAAUCUGAUCUCAAUCUUCUUUAAGACAUUUGCCUUUUGGCCUUGGCCGGAAGCAGUUGUUGUAGAAGAUGUUGGAGUGCUGCCACCUGGAACGCGAGCAUUGAUGCCUAUUCAGUUGCCAAGCAGUCCGGAUGAGUAUUGCCAUUCAAACAUGACUACUAGUACCUUCAACAAGAUCAGAUCUGAGUUCCGUAGAGGAUAUCGACAAACUCAGGAUCCUUUUAAGCCACAAUUUGAGUGGGGACACCUCUUUGAGCCAUUUCCUUACUCAAAGAGUUACCUGCGCUUCAUAAAAAUAUGUGUUUCAACAUAUAAUAAUGUUGAGCUUGGGACUUGGGUCCACUGGGUGAAAUCACGCUUCCACACUCUUCUUGUUAAGUUGGAGGAGAUGCAUGCUUUAUGUGACCCGAACCCUACAGAAUACAUUGAUGUAAGCAUACAAAUACCCAACAUUGUUUUUUACUGGGGAUUAGUUCCCGGACGGGGGGAUAACUUGGAUCUAAACACCGCGACCAACGACUUCAUGACAAAUCUUAGUAUUGGCUAUCCUAAUAUCCCGGGAAGUCUGUCUCUAGCCCUUGUUCAAGCAUCUCAGCUGCCCAAGAUAAUGCAGCUUGCAACAGAUGAUAUAAAAGCGCAACUAAGGUUGUCAAACUUUAAUUACCAGCAGCAAAUGAUACCUGUUUACUCAACACACUCGCCUCAUUAUCUUGUUGGAUAUUCGGCCACUUGAUGAUGAGUUAAAUUUCUGUUUUUUUUUUUUAAAUGGCCGCACAAUGAAGAUUAAAUUUUGGGUAUAAUGAGGUAGUAGGGAUGGAGGGUAUAUGUAAUUUUAUCCACAGACACUAUCAAUCUCAGUCCAUCUCUUCAAAAUCAGAGUGAUGGUUCUGUUCUGCCUAUUUGAUCCUAUGUGAACUGCUGUAUCCUAAACAUUUGUUAUCUGCUACUCCUCAUACUUUGUUAGUUGCAGUUUUAAACUUUCGGAUU
Messenger RNA from Helianthus annuus (common sunflower), 1867 nucleotides. RefSeq names its product nuclear poly(A) polymerase 3. NCBI's taxonomy places the organism in Eukaryota, Viridiplantae, Streptophyta, Magnoliopsida, Asterales, Asteraceae. The transcript is spliced from 10 exons. Gene Ontology annotation, cellular component: nucleus. The record is from RefSeq and is a predicted model, not a curated record. Gene Ontology annotation, molecular function: poly(A) RNA polymerase activity; RNA binding. Bases 168 to 1613 code for a protein of 481 amino acids.